UAAAGCGAAAAGUGAACGGCCGCAGAUUUUCCGGCCGAUUCCUUUCCCCUCCGCCAAAUUACUAUAAAACUCUCUCUCCCCUUCGCCAAAUUCUUCACUUUUGGUUGAGUGAAUGAAGGACUACAAGCUACCGUCGGCGAGAAAGAGUGGUGGCGCCGCCGCUACUACCAACGGUUACAUUAUGGAGGCGUUCAUGUCCACGGCGCCGGCGUUUCCAGCGCCGCCGCCCACUGUCAUCAACUCCGAUUCCCGGCAACCGGCCGCGGCUGUCGCGGUCGGGGAAGAUGGAUUCCAGGAGAAUCUCCAGCGGCGGCUACAAAUCCUGGUGGACGGCGCGGCGGAGAAGUGGACGUACGCGAUAUUCUGGCGGUCGCCGGCGGCGGGGUUUGAAGGGCAGGCGGGGCUGGCGUGGGGCGACGGGUAUUACAAAGGGGGCGUGGAAAAGCCGAUUCCACGGCGGAAGUCCUCGCCGGAGAUGGCGGCGGAGCAGGCGCGGCGGAAGAGGGUUCUCCGGGAACUCUACGCUUUAGUUGCUAGCCCCGCCGGUACCGACGCCAUCGACGAGGAAAUCACGGACCCGGAGUGGUUCUUUCUUAUCUCCAUGAACCAAUCCUUCCAAAACGAUUCAAAUCUUCCGGGUCACGCGUUUUACAGGUCCAACCGGGUAUGGAUAUCCGGCGCCGGAGAAUUGGAUUCCUCGCCGUUUGAGCGCGCCAAACAGGGAAAGCGAUUAGGGAUACAGACCAUGGCCUGCAUCCCUUCGCAAAACGGCGUCGUCGAGCUCGGCUCCACGGAUUUGAUUUUCCAAAACGACGCCCAUUUGAUGAACCAAAUUGGGGUUUUGUUCAACUUUGAAGAAAAUAAUGAUAAUACUAAUAAUAAUAAUAAUAAUCCUGCAAUGGGUUUAACGUCGAGAAGCUCGUGCCUGAGCAAUCCGAGCACUGUGAUGCCCAGCCAGGAGGAUUCAAUUCCUUCUGUUACUAGCAAACGGAUGGCGGUGGAGAAGGAGAAGACGCCGGCGAAAUGCGCAACACCGAGAAGGAGGAACAACGACGACGGGGUGGCUCUCGCUCUGCUUGCUUCCGGUGGUGUUGAUUCUCUGCCUGGCGGUGAAGGAGGAGGAGGGGAAAGGGCAAAGAAGAGAGCAAGAAAGCCGGCGGCGACGAACGGGAACGGGAACGGGAACGGGAAAGAGGAAACGCGGACCCAUGUGCAAGCAGAGAGACAAAGGAGGGAAAGACUGAACCAGAGAUUCUACACCCUAAGAACAAUGGUCCCAAACGUCUCCAAAAUGGACAAAGCCUCCAUUCUCGAAGACGCCAUUGCUUACAUAAACCAGCUCGAAUCAAAGCUCCAAAAACCCAAACCCACUACUCCCCAUCACAAUAUUGAAGACGCCGCCGGAGACGAAGAAGAUGCAGACGAUCAGAGCGCAGAUGUGGACGUGAAGAUCAUUGGCGAAGACGCAAUGAUAAAGAUAGAAUGUAACAAGAAGAACCACCCGGCGGCGAGGCUAAUGGCGGCCCUCAAGGAGUUGGACCUUCACAUCCGCCAUGCAAAUGUGUCGGUGGCCAACAAGUUGAUGAUCCAACAGGCCACCGUCAAGAUGGGGAGCCGCCAUUACACAUCAGACCAGCUUCGUUCAGCUUUGGAAAGUAUACUUGCACAAAAUUGAAGGCUCCUGGAAAUAUCAAAUAUUCAAGCAAAUUAUUAUUAAUUUUAUGCAAGAAAAUUGUGGCAGUUUUCCAUUAUUGGUCAAUUAAAUUAUUGUUUUAUAAUUUUAUUAACACUUUUACAUUGAGAAAUCCUUUUUAAU
This is a messenger RNA of Ipomoea triloba (trilobed morning glory), 1816 nucleotides long. Its product is annotated as transcription factor MYC2-like. The transcript is spliced from 2 exons. NCBI's taxonomy places the organism in Eukaryota, Viridiplantae, Streptophyta, Magnoliopsida, Solanales, Convolvulaceae. Gene Ontology annotation, molecular function: transcription cis-regulatory region binding; protein dimerization activity; DNA-binding transcription factor activity. Bases 113 to 1675 code for a protein of 520 amino acids. Gene Ontology annotation, biological process: regulation of DNA-templated transcription. The record is from RefSeq and is a predicted model, not a curated record. Gene Ontology annotation, cellular component: nucleus.